This is a messenger RNA of Anarrhichthys ocellatus (wolf-eel), 1039 nucleotides long. RefSeq names its product protein DEK. The annotation marks the transcript as partial. NCBI's taxonomy places the organism in Eukaryota, Metazoa, Chordata, Actinopteri, Perciformes, Anarhichadidae. Gene Ontology annotation, biological process: chromatin organization; regulation of double-strand break repair. Gene Ontology annotation, cellular component: nucleus. The transcript is spliced from 7 exons. Gene Ontology annotation, molecular function: histone binding; DNA binding. The record is from RefSeq and is a predicted model, not a curated record.
CGCCGCAUUAGUCCCCGCCCCCCAGAGAAACCGCCAUCAUGAAGUUAGAAUGAGGAAAGUGACAGAUGAACACAGCCCGCUGCUCCACUACGAGGACGGAUCGAUACUCGGACACACUGAGGCAGCGAUGGACAGCUCUGCGGCUUCAGAGGAGGAAGUGGAAGAGCAGCAGGAGACGUCACAGGAGGACCAGUCGAGUCCCAACAAGAGCUCCAAGACAUCUGCAGCAGGCGACAUCGUUGAGGGUAAGCGGGCAAAGAAGACAGUCGAGAGGCUCGAUUUGCAGGCUCCGAAGCCGAAAGAGAAGCUCAGGAUUGGAGACGGUAGUGGAGAUAAACUGGGAGACAUUCCACGCACCGGUCACCAGAUCACCAAGAUGAAGGCGGCCAACCUGAGACCUCUGCACGCCAUCCUGUUCGACAGGCCGGGGAAGAUGACCACGCUGAAGAAGAACCUGCGUCUGUUUAACGGCUUUCCUUUUGACGCCGACAGCGAACAUUACACCAAGAAACGAGAGAAACUCCUCAAGAACUCUCACUUUACGAACCCCAAACUGAAAGUGGUCUGUGGAGUUCUGGACCUGGAGAAGAAAGGAACUCACUCUGAUCUGGUCGACAGGAUCCUGACGUUCCUCAUCGCACCGAGAAACAGCGGGAAGCGUCUCCAUGUGAAGAAGAAGAGGAAAUCAAAGAAGAAGCUGUCGGGCGACGACUCGCAGUCCAACGCCAAGAAGAAGAGCAAACCCAAACCCAGCAGCUCCUCGCCCAGCCCCAAGAAGUCCAAAGCAGGAAGCAAGUCCAAAGCAGGAAGCAAGUCCAAAGCAGGAAGCAAGUCCAAAGCAGGAAGCAAGUCCAAAGCCAUCGUCAUGGACUCCAGCAGCGAGGAAGAAGAGAAGGCGAGGGGGGUUUUGGUGGAGGCCGAGGGAUCGGAUGCGGAGGACAAACCGUCAGAGAAAGAGGAGGACCGGUCUCACAAGGAGGAGGAGUCUGUAGACAAGGAAGAAGAAGAAGAAGAGGAGGAGGAAGAAGAAGAUGAGGAG